ACAAAAACAGUAGUAAUCUCAUUUGCUGGUUUGUGUUUUUUUGUUGUACCUACUAACACAAGGGUACAACUCACAAAGCUCCCCUUUAUGAUUGAAUUCUGAAAAUAUAAUUAUCUGGAAUUUUCUUCCCCUAAUAAUUUACGCUUCUGUUCAUACUUUAUGCAGAAUAAACGUCAGUACUUAGAAAUGAUCAUAAAAAUUUGAACCACAAUGGUAUAAGUGUUUUCUCGCAUUUGACCGCGAGUAAAGAAAAACGCAAAACUUAAUAGUCAAUAUUAUUCUUACAAAUCUGGGAUUUCAGUCAUUCGUGUCUUAUCAAAAUAACUUCAUUAAAUUAAUUUGCCGAAUCACUUGCGUUAAAGAGGAAAAUUAAAUAUUAUUUCUUUUGGUUCUCCUCGUUUCCAAAAUACGUGAAAAUACGUAUGCACUUCCAGUAUAAGACCGCGCCACUAAUAAGUACUUACAAUAUACUCGUAAAAUUUAAAACAUUUUAUCACGCAUAAAUUCCAUCCCGCACAAUAAGGCAAUAAUUCAAAUGAGAUGCACAUCGCCAGAGAUAAAAGUACAUUUUCAUGUGUUAUUCACAUGAAGCUGAAAAAGGCUUACUGGAUUUUUUUCAGAAAAUGAUUUGUAUCUCAAGUCCCAUUUCAAAAUUGAAAUUACACAGCUCUAAAAAACAAAAAAAAAAAUAGAUAUUAGCAAAUUUUAAUGUUUUUAAAUACCUAGAUUACAAAUUUAUUCAUGAAAGCAUUGAAUGUUCCAUUGUUUUAUGCUUAAUGCAUACCUUUGAUUUUUAUCAAUUACAGGCUGGUAAACAAUAAAAUGUGUUUCUUACAAACAUUAUUAGGGUUCUGUGCACUUUUUUGUGAACACACUCAGCCCCCACUAGCUACCGAAAAUAUGCAAAAAUGAUGUGGAAAGUUUUAAGGUUUUACCUAAAAUCAAACGUGGAGGAAUCUAUACUUACAGUCUACAAAAUAUCACGUUUUACUCAAAUGAUGUUUAUGGAAGGGUGAAUCUACACCAAAGCUAGUUUCUCAAAAUGAACUCAGAGAUUCAAUACGUGUUCAAUAUCCCAGCGGGAUAAUGGUUCACUGCUUACAUUUUUCUUUGAAGAAUGCUUCGAAGAAAAUUUUAUGUACAAUUCUUCGAUACCAGGUAAUGCAUAAAAGUAAGCUAUGCGGAAUAAUGUUUCCCCGCUUACAUUUUUCUUUGAAGAAUACUUCGAAGAAAAUUCUAUGUAGAAUUCUUCGAUAGCAGGUAAUGCAUAAAAGUAAGCUAUGCGGAAUAAUGGUUCCCCGCUUACAUUUUUCUUUGAAGAAUACUUCGGUGAAAAUUCUAUGUAGAAUUCUUCGAUUCCAGGUAAUGCAUAAAAGUAAGCUAUGCGGAAUAAUGGUUCCCCGCUUACAUUUUUCUUUGAAGAAUACUUCGGUGAAAAUUCUAUGUAGAAUUCUUCGAUUCCAGGUAAUGCAUAAAAGUAAGCUAUGCGGCUAAAUUCUACUGUGUUCAUAUUUACAAGUCAAGUAAGUACGUGAAAAACGACAAAUAGAAAUUGAUGGAAUAAAAUUUAUAAGUAAAUUUUUUCAUUAUUUCGUCAAAUCAUCAAGCAAAAAGUUGGUCGUGAUCAGGUGAGCUGCUAUUUUAAUUAAAAAUUUUGUUUAUUUUUGUGUUUAAACUUAGUAUAAAAAAUAAAAGAAUGUUCUCGAAAAGACAUAUGAGAAGAUUAAUUAAAAAUGAAGAAAGUGAAUUUUACGGAAUGGCUGAAGAUUAUUCUGAAGAGGAUGCGGUGAAUUGUAGUGAAUUUUACGGAAUGGCUGAAAAUAAUUCUGAAGAGGAUGCGAUGAAUUGUAGUUUUGACAAUAUUGAUGCUGAAGUUGAAUUUAUUGAAAAAGAAGAAAGUUCACAAAAAACGAAUUGUGACAAAUUAAUUGAAAAAUUGAAAAUGUGGACUGCGCGUCAUAAAGUCACAAGGAGCUGCUUCGAUGAUUUGUUAAAAAUAUUGCAGUCGGAGAAUAUUUCUGUACCAACAUCUUCGAAAGGAGUUUUACGGCAAGCGACCUGCAGGUUGAGAACUGUUGCGCCAGGAAAUUAUUUGCACAUAGGCCUAGAAAAGCAACUGAGGAGUAUCGCGAUAACGUUGAGCGACGUUGAUAAAUUUGAAAUCGAUGUCGGUAUUGACGGCUUACCUUUGUACAAAAGCUCAAAUGUAAGCUUGUGGCCUAUAUUGGCAAAAUUGCAUCCAAAAAGAAAUACGAAGGUGAUGUUAAUUGGUGUUUUUGAAGGCAAACAGAAACCGGCAGACGUGAAUAAUUAUUUACACGAUUUUGCUUAUGAGCUAAAAACGUUAACGCAAUACGGAAUGGAAGUCAAUGGCAGAAGAAUCAAAGUGAAAGUGCGAUGCUUUAUUUGCGAUGCCCCAGCAAGAGCAUUUAUCUGUCAAACAGUGGGUCACACCUCUUUUCAAGGAUGCAGCAAGUGCACACAAGUGGGUAAAAAAAUAAAUAAUACAAUAACUUACAGCACAUUGACGGAAAAUCUUCGAACUGACGAUGACUUUGCUGCAAGAAAUAGCGUGGGCCAUCAUAAAAAAAUGGAAAAAUCGUGUCUCGAAGAAAUGGGUGUGGGAAUGGUCUCCGCUUUUCCUGUUGAACCAAUGCACCUUUUAGAUCUUGGAGUUGUUAGAAAAAUGCUAAAAUGUCUAAUUAAUGGUCCGAAUGUAGGAUAUCAGUUGACAAAGCAACAGAAAAAUAUGCUGUCGAAAACUUUGAUUUCGUACAUACCUUACAUACCCAGUGAAUUUGCCCGAAAACCACGAAACUUAGAUGAAAUUGCAAGAUGGAAAGCAAUAGAGUUCCGACAGUUUGUACUUUACACGGGAAUUGUUGCUUUGAAAGACAUUGUAUCUGACGGUAUUUAUUAUCACUUUUCUUUGUUGCACUGUGCAUACGCAUUGCUUUCGUCACAAAAAACCUAUCAAAACAAUUUAGAAGAAAUAAAGCAAAUGCUUAAUUACUUCGUGCACCUUUUCCCAACCUUUUAUGGAGAAGAAAAAGUCAGUUACAAUGUACAUUCAGUGCUGCAUUUGGUGGAUUCCGUUCAAUCGUGCGCAAGGACCUAUAAGAUGAGUUACCACGGGCUGAAGUCUUUUAGCGUGAAAUCGGUUGUGGAAAAUUACGAAAACGAAAAUUCUUGUUCAUGCAAAAUCGCCAAUCUAGAAAAAAAAGUUGACGAAAUGCAACAACAUAUAGAGAAAUUGACGAAACAAGUUGACACCACAAAUGAGCUAUUGCGAAAAUUAACCACCGUGCAGUCAACAAAUAAUGCUCUCAUAAAUGCAAUGAGUUGCAGGCGCAAAUCUACCAAUAAAUUUCCAUUAAAAACGGAUGAAGCAUUAAAAGAUCUUGACACAGAAUUGGAAGGAAACAAGGAAAAAUAUAUCAAUAUGGAUGCAGACAUGCCAGCAGCCCCGACACCAACCACUCGUUCGGCUGUCAAUGUGCCACGCCAAGCGGCUGCCGCAGUUGCAGCGCCCCGAAAACCACACCAGCGGCGCCUCGGAGUGGACCAGUAG
Molecule: messenger RNA, 3571 nt
Organism: Bactrocera dorsalis (oriental fruit fly)
Lineage: Eukaryota; Metazoa; Arthropoda; Insecta; Diptera; Tephritidae
Exons: 5
Coding region: 1697-3571 (624 amino acids)
Source: RefSeq, a predicted model, not a curated record